Eimeria acervulina is the source of this 3123-nucleotide messenger RNA. RefSeq lists its product as hypothetical. Gene Ontology annotation, molecular function: transcription coactivator activity. Gene Ontology annotation, cellular component: mediator complex. Gene Ontology annotation, biological process: regulation of transcription by RNA polymerase II. Bases 1 to 3123 code for a protein of 1040 amino acids. Lineage: Eukaryota; Apicomplexa; Conoidasida; Eucoccidiorida; Eimeriidae. The transcript has 4 exons. The record is from RefSeq and is a predicted model, not a curated record.
AUGCAGAAAUUUAUCUGCGCUCCCUUGGAAGCAGCAGCAGCAGCAGCAGCAGCGGGAGCAUCGGAUCCGAGCAAGCCAGCAGCAGGGCCAGUAGAAGCAGCAGCACCAGGAGCAGCAGCAGCAGCAGCAGCAGCAGCAGCUGCUGCUGCUGCUGCUGCAGUAAAGGAGGCCUCAUUGUUUGUGGGGGAGGGUGAUUGGAAGCUGCUGCAGCUGCAGCAACUCACCAUCGGGCACCUGCAGUGUUUGCUGCAGAGGAAGACCUUCCCGCUGCAUGCAGCAGCAGCAGCAGCACAAGCAGCAGCAGCAGCAGCAGAUAUGUCCUUCUCAGAAGAAGACAUCCGUGGGAUGCAGCGUGUCUUUGACUAUAUCUGCAGGCGACCAGCAGCAGCAGCAGCUGCUGCUGCUGCUGCUGCUGGAGAACUUAUUCUCGCUCCUUACAAGCCUUGCAGACGUCAGCAGCAGCACGAGCAGCAGCACCAGCAGGAAGAGCAGCAGCAGCAGGAGCAGCAGCAACAGCAACAGCAGGGCUAUCACAUCCGGGAGCCUCCGCCAGUGCUGCAGCGGCUGCUGCUACUGUCGAGCAGCGACAGCAUUACGCUCCUCAGCGAUUUGCUGCUGCUGCCACUGCCUCGCGUGGCGCUGCAGCAGCAGGCAGCAGAAGCAGCAGCAGCAGCAGCAGGGACAGAACAGCAGCAACAAGAGUUUCAGGAUUCUUCCUCACCCGCAGCAGCAAGCAGCAGCUUUUUUGAAGGCAAUCUGCUGCAGCAGCUGCUGCAGGGAGUAGGUGAUGCAAUUAUGGCUUUGCAGCAGCAGCGAGGAGAGCACUGCGCUGCAGCAAAGAAAGUAGCAGCAGCAGCAGCAGCAGCAGCAGAAACAGCGGCAGCAGCAGGUGAUGCUGCUGCUGCAGAUGCAUUUAAGGGCCCUAGGUGGGCACUCCAGAGUCUUCUGCUGCAGCAGCAGCAGCAAAUGCAGCGGCUUCAUGCAGGGCUGUGGCAGCUGCUAGCUGUUGCUGCUGCUAGAGGGCAGCAGCAAGUCGUGCAUGACGAGCUGUUGCUGCAGCAGCUGCUGCUGUUCCUUGUCUACGGGAAGCCGUGCUCUUUGCUGCUGCUGCAAGCCUGUACCAGCAGCAGCAGCAGCAGCAGCAAGUGCGGUGCGGCUGUCUCUUGUUGGAGCCCUGCCCUUGAGGAGGAACUGAAGCUGCUGCUGCUGCACGACGUUGCAGCAACAGCAGCAGCAGAUGACAGCAGCAGCAGCAGCAGCAGCACAGGCUGCUGCUGGACGGCAAGACAGCGCGAAGCCCUGUUGGUUCGUAUAAUUGAGAAUGUAGCAGCAACAGCAGCAGCAGCAACAGCAGAUGGAGACGAUAAGGAUCUGCUGCUGCAUGUACGCAGAGCUGUGGCCCCACUGCAGCAGCAGCAGCAGCUGCUGGCAGCAAAUGGAUUUCAUGCUGCAGCAGCUCGUUUGUUUGAGGCUUCAAGGGCAUACGACGACUUCCUUAGCUGCUGUCUGCUUCGCGACAAGCAGCAGCAAGAGCAGCAACAGCAGCAGCAGCAGCAGCAGCAGCAGCAAGCUGCGGAGCCUUGCUGCACGUCUCCAAGUGUCUCCCUUUCGUGGUUGCCUCAGGGCCCCGUAGAUGUCUUUGAAGAAGUGCAGCUGCUGAGCAGCAGCAGCACCAUCAGCAGCAGCAGCAGCAGCAGCAGCAGCAGCACGAUAGCGGCUGCUGGUGUUGCUGAGGGAGCUGUUGCUGCUGCUGCUAGCAGCAGCAACAGCAGCAACAGCAGCAACAGCAGCAGCUGGGAUUACUGGCGACUGCGUUUGCUAGAUGUCUCUGCUUUUGCUGCUGCAGUGCUGCGGCUGCUGCCGCUGCUGCUGGCAGCAAAUAAAGACAGAACCGGUGAUUUUCUAACGCUGCUGCUGCAGGCAGGCUUGAGGGAUGGAGGGAAGGAGCAGCAGCAGCAGCAGCAGCGACAGCAGCAGCAGUAUGCAUCAACGCUGCUUACAAUGCUGGAAGGAAGCCCCACGCUGCAGCUGCAGCUGCUAGAUGCGCUGCUGCUGCCCCCAGAACUCCAUAGCAGCAGCAGCAGCAGCAGCAGCAGCAGCAGCAGCAGCAGCAGCAAGAGCUCCUUGCGUUACUUCCAGUAUUUUUCUUUGAUCUGCAGCUUAGACCCUUCUCGCGCUGCACCGGUGCUGCAGCAGCUGCUGCCGCCUGAGGAAGCUAUCCCCGGAGAGUUGGUGGAGAAGCUGCUUCUGCUGGCAGCGCAGCACAACGCCUUAGAACUCACUGCAGCACUUCUAGAACGCAGCGGCGCUGUGGAGGGAACGCUGCAGCUUCUGGAGGCUUCAUUUAAACGUGCCCUGGAGUGCUUGCUGCAGCAAUUUAAUUCACCUGCCUAUACACUCGGAGCAGCACUUCGGUGUCUGAGGAGACGGCAGGAAGAGAAGAGAGGCAGCUUCCAGCAGCAGCAGCAGCAGCAGCUACUGCAGCAGCAACCCCUUUUCUUCAGCGGCAGCAGCAAAGACGACUCUGAUUUGCUGCUCUUGCUCAAACAACAACAGCAACAGGAGAAGCAGCAGCAGCCACCGCAUGCAACAACAGCAGCAGCAGCAGCAGAAGCAUCAGGGGAAUCAGACGCAGCCGCUGCAGCAGCUGCCCCAGCAGCAGCUGCAGCAGCAGCAGCAGCAGCAGCAGGAGACAGUUGGUGGGCUGGAUGCAAGGAAGUAAAAGAUAUAUUUCGUGCCCUUGAAGCAGCAGAAAGAGUUUGCUGCAGCAGCAAACAGUUCAUUACGCCUCGAAGGCAGCAGCAGCUGUGGAGGUAUUUUGCUGUUCUCACUGCUAAGACAUACGAAGCAAACCCUAUGACCCAGCACUUCCUGUUGCUGCAGCAGCAGCAGCAGCAGCAGAAGGAGCAGCAGCAGAAGGAGCAGCAGCAACAGCAGCAGCAGAAGCGACAGCAAGAAGAGGAACAGCAGCAGCAGAAAGAUGAUGCGGCUAUUAAACAAAUGCAUGCACCUAAGGGGGAAUCUGAUGCUGCUGCUCUUGUUCCUGCUGCUGCACCUGCUGCUACACCUGCUGCUGCUGCUGCUGCUGCUGCUGGGCGGCAGCAGCAGCCCCUACGGUGGUAG